CGAUGUCUUUGUCUUUCUCACCCAACACCACCAACAUGGCUUCAAUUACUAAAACCCUUCUACCCAUGGCUGCUUCUCUUGCAGCUUCAGCUAUGCUCGUUCGAACGAUAAUGCGAGACUUCUUACCUCACGAAGUUCAAGAUUACAUCUUCUCUGGUCUCCGGAAACUGAUCAACAAUUUCUCCUCUCAACAAACCAUCGUCAUUGAAGAAUUCGAUGAGCUCACCAACAAUCAAAUCUAUGAAGCUGUUGAGAUUUACUUAGGCAACAAGGUCUCGCCCUCCAAUCGCCAAACCCUAAGAAUAAGCAAAUCCGAUAAGGAGAAGAACAUCAAGAUCGCAAUGGGAAGAAACGAAGAGAUUGUGGAUACCUUCGAUGGUAUUCAAUUCAAAUGGAGAUUGGUUUGUAGGCAAGUUGAAUCCAAGGUUUUCCACAACCCGCGUGAUCUCAAUUCAACAUUUCGAUCUGAGAUCCGAUCCUUUGAGUUCAAUUUUCACAAAAAGUACAAGGAUAUGGUGUUUGAUUCUUACUUGCCACAUAUAUUGAAGAAAUCGAAAUCCAUGAAAGAAGAGAACAAGACAGUGAAGCUCUUCACCGUGAAAUAUGAACGUGUGUACCAUAAUUUGGGAGACACUUGGAGUUCCGUGAAUUUGGAUCAUCCAGCAACUUUUGAAACACUGGCGAUGGAUAUGGAGCUCAAGCGGAAGAUAAUGGAAGAUUUGGAGAGAUUUGUUCAGAGAAGAGAGUUCUAUAGGAGAGUCGGAAAGGCUUGGAAACGUGGGUAUCUGCUAUAUGGUCCACCUGGGACGGGCAAGUCAAGCUUGAUCGCUGCCAUGGCCAAUUACCUCAACUUCGAUAUCUAUGACUUGGAGCUCACUGACCUUCGCUGCAACUCAGAGUUGAGAAGAUUGUUGCUUGCAACAGCAAACCGAUCUAUACUUGUUGUUGAAGACAUCGAUUGCACGAUUGAGUUGCAAGAUCGGCUUGCUAAGGCCAGAGCCGCCACACAACCGCUUAGAUUUCAUGAGGGCAACGGCCAGGUGACACUAUCAGGGCUACUAAAUUUUACGGAUGGCUUAUGGUCAAGUUGUGGAGAUGAGCGGAUCAUUGUAUUCACAACCAACCACAAGGAUCGGCUAGACCAAGCAUUGCUUCGCCCCGGCCGCAUGGACAUGCAUGUUCACAUGUCAUUCUGCACACCUUGCGGGUUCAAGCUUCUUGCCUUUAAUUAUCUUCAAAUUCAUGAACAUGAACUCUUCCAAGAGAUUGAAGAGCUCAUAGAGAAAGUGAAGGUCACCCCUGCAGCGGUUGCUGAGGAACUCAUGAAGAAUGAGAAUCCCAAAAUUGCACUUGAAGGUCUAAUUGAAUUGCUCCGAUACAAGAAAGAACAUGACGAUGAAGUCAAUACCGCAGAACCAGAGAUAGAGGCACAAGACCAGCAAGAAAAGGAAGAUCUCAAUAUGAUCCCAUCAUAAAAAUCAU
Telopea speciosissima is the source of this 1482-nucleotide messenger RNA. Its product is annotated as protein HYPER-SENSITIVITY-RELATED 4-like. The record is from RefSeq and is a predicted model, not a curated record. The transcript is spliced from 2 exons. Gene Ontology annotation, molecular function: ATP hydrolysis activity; ATP binding. NCBI's taxonomy places the organism in Eukaryota, Viridiplantae, Streptophyta, Magnoliopsida, Proteales, Proteaceae. The coding region runs from base 3 to 1475 and encodes 490 amino acids.